This is a messenger RNA of Heterotrigona itama, 2166 nucleotides long. The record is from the annotation of a GenBank genome assembly. Lineage: Eukaryota; Metazoa; Arthropoda; Insecta; Hymenoptera; Apidae.
AUGCAAAAUGUGGGUAUUUAAGAUAUAAAGUUUUUCUUUACUGUUUUUAUAAUAUAAUAUACUUAUAUUUGUUCUGAUAAUUUAGCUGUAAAAAUCAAGAAGAAUACUGACAAUGUUAAGUUCAAGGUUCGAUGUUCACGAUUUUUAUAUACUCUUGUCAUCACCGACAAAGAAAAGGCAGAAAAAUUGAAGCAAUCUUUACCUCCAGAAACGCAUUUGAUAAAGUAUCCAACUUAUUAGCUGCAGAAUCUGAGAAAUAUUUUGAAUCAGUGGCUAAAUUUUUAGCUAAUAAAGAAUUGGUUGAUUUAACAGUAGAAAUUUUGUAUUUCUGUUUAUUGUCAUUAAGUGAAUCAGUAUCUUCAAAUUUAAGUUCUAUCAGUUUAGAACUGACAUUAUUUUGUCUUCUAGAGUUGUUAAUAUUUUCUGAAUCCCAUUUGCAUAGUAAUAUGUCAUCGUUUAGUGAAUCUGAUUUUUUUGAAGAUAAUGGUAUUAUUAAAAACUUAAGAUCUGUAUCUGAGAAGCAAAUACUUUUGUCAUUCUAAAAAGAAAAUAAUAUAUAAUUCAAAAAUUAUGCUCAUUGUAAAAUUUGAUAUAAAUCAAAUUUAAAUUUUAUAUUCGAUAAGUUAAUACCUGAUAUGAGUUUCUAUAAAUACUGUUUAUGUUUUGAGUACUUAAUUCACUAGUUUCAAAAUUUUCAGGAUCUUUAAUAUCCCAUUUAUUUGAUAUCGACUUAGGUACAUCCUUAAUAUGAAGUGAUGAGAAAGACAUUUUCAAAGAUAAUUGUUUUGUUAAAUCUAUAUUGUUAGUAGAAGUUUCUAAUUUAUUUUCACACGGAGCAAGUAAUUUUUUCUUUUCCUAUAAAUUUUUUGUUUAUACAUACAUAUAUACAAGUUAUGGAAACUAAAUUAUCAUGAAUGUGAUAAAUUAUUUGUAUAUAAUAAUUUUUAAUAUAAUAUUUUUCUUGUAAUACCUGUAAAAGGGUUUUCAAUUUACAUCUCUUUUCAUAUUGUUUGAUUUUUUGACUAUCGUUUUUCAUACGAAAUUUUGAAAAAUUACAUAUAUUAUUUCUUAAAAAUCGUUGUUUUGCGGAACUAUUUUUUCUUUCUUUUAUUAUAAAUGAAUUAUCAUCAUCAUUGGCUUUAUUUCCUCGAAUUAAGCUUUAUGAAAGUAAUAUUAACAUAUUAUCAAUAAAUAACAUGCUACAUAUAUAUACAUAUUACAAAUAUAAUGAACCUUUGGAAAAUAGAAAUAACUUGUCUGUAUAUAUAACGAUAGUACGUUAUAGAUAAAAUUAUUACAAUCAAGAUGAUAAAUAAGAUGAUAAAUAUUUUCCAGAAAUUGUUAGAACCUUUUUCAGUUUGAAUUUGAUCAAUAUUGUUAUAAUACCUUAUCUUGGUAUCAACUUUUUCUUUGACUCCAAUUCCCAACUUUUUUCUUUUGACUUGCAUGUUCUCUAUUAUGAUAGUUAUGACACAAACCAGAGAAUUAUAAAACAAAUUAAUUACAGUACAAAAUUACUGUUUUUAAAAAUACAAUUCAUAUAUAUAUUUAAAACGGUCGAUUUAUUAUUUAUUGGCAGGAAUAUAUAAAUUGCAAAAUAAAACAUUUGAAUCUAUUAUACGAGUUUACUUUUUUUGUUUUGUUCACAGAUGUGCCAUGAAUAUUUUGUGAAAAAUGUCUAAAAAUAAUAAAAUUCAUCUUAUACAAUAUCUAUAUUAGUAGAAUCAAUAUUUCUUAUGAUUAGUUACAUUUCAUAAAAUCAUAAUGAAUACACAAUGUUUGGUAUAGUCCGGUCCAAAAUAUUGCAAGAUCACAUCAGUUCUAAAUUAUAAAUCAGUCAAUUAUAAAUAAAUUGUAAAUGAAAUUAUAAAGAUUCGGAUAUCGAGAUAAAUGAAUUGAUAAAAAUAGGGGAUAAGGAUUUGAAAUCUUGAUAAAGACUGAGUUAAGAAACUUUUAAUACAAAGUGUAUUUUCUAUAGAAUAUUUAAGUACAAAUCUUAGAUUUGUAAUCAUAAUUUUUUAUUAAUUUCACAUAAGUAAAAUGUUAGAUAAAUUUUUUUGCUUUUUUAAUUCAUAUUUUUUUUUAGUUAAAAAUACAAAACAGAAUACAGUGUUGCCUCUAUUAAUGCGUGAAAUUAUAAGAAAUUGCAAAGAAACUAAAAAAUAA